ACAUGCCAAAGAUCGCUAGUAGAUGAACUGGACACAAGUGAAGAUCAGUUGCCUUUUUCAACUGAUGUGCAGCAUGACCAAGUGAUUGAAACACAACAUAGUGUACUUACACAGACGUUUGGGAAUUCACAAUCGUCAUGUAUUUUCGAAGGAGAUUCUAUAUACUUGUCGUAAGUGGAUUGUCCUCUUACACCACAGAGCAAAGAUUAUCAGAAGCAUUUUCUCAAUAUGGUCAAGUUGUUGAAGCAAAAAUUGCAAUGGACAGAGUCUCAGACAGAUCAAAAGGAUUUGGAUUUGUGACCUUUGCAUCAGAAGAUGAAGCAGAGAAAGCCAUUGCUGAGAUGAAUGGAAAGGCUCUGAAUGGACGUGUUAUUUUUGUGGAUUAUGCAAAGCUCAAAACCAGUUUCGGAGGUGGAAUGGCAGAAGCCAGAGGGCCUCCAGAACCGACUGCUAACAAGUGAAUACUUAUACGAGGAUGUUAUUUGUGCAGAACUUUUAUCAGCUUAUUCUUGCUUAUAAUCAAUAUUUUUGUGACAAUUGGAGAUGUAUGCAACAACUGAAGCGCCAGUCAGAACUAGAAGCUAGAGUUGAUACUAUUUCAUGUCAGAAUCGAACAUUCUUUGAAGACAGUGGAUGAGACUGUGGGAAAUUCACACCAAAA
Messenger RNA from Alnus glutinosa, 661 nucleotides. RefSeq names its product small RNA-binding protein 11, chloroplastic-like. The record is from RefSeq and is a predicted model, not a curated record. The coding region runs from base 138 to 461 and encodes 107 amino acids. Gene Ontology annotation, molecular function: RNA binding. The transcript has 5 exons. Lineage: Eukaryota; Viridiplantae; Streptophyta; Magnoliopsida; Fagales; Betulaceae.